CGCGCCAUGGGCUGCGGCGCCUGCCUCUGGCUGCUGAGCUCCUUCUGCUGCGCCUGGGGCGCGAGCCGCGGGACGAGGGAGACGGUGCUGGGGACCCUGGGGAAGGCGACGUUCCUGCGGAUCCCCCUGGAAUUACAGGAGCUGACGGUGCGCUCCGGCACGGCCGUCUGGAAGCGGGACACCGAGGACCCGCAGAGCAAGCUGGUGCUGCUCAAGUACUCGGGUGGCAACUACACCAACUACAUGCAGGAGCAGACCCGCUUCCACCAGGCCAACUUCUCCCUGGAAAUCCUCAACACCAGCAGGCAGGACAGGCAGCUCUACGAGUACAUCAUCACCGAGGGAGCGAUGGAGAGGGUCUGGCAGAUAGAGCUGGAAGUGUACGAGCCGGUGUCGGAGCCCCGUAUCCAAGUGCUCAACAGGACGCUGGCCAACGACAGCUGCACCGUGAUCCUCAACUGCACGGCGGAGCGGGGCGACCAGGUCUCCUACAGCUGGGCCGGCGCCUCGCACCUCUGCGCCCGCAACGGCAGCCUCCUGCACCUCUCCUACAGCCUGCGCAACGGCAGCCUGGCCUGCGCCUGCGCCGCCGCCAACCCCGUCAGCCGCCGAGCCGCGGCCUUCAACACCUCCGAGUGCGGCCCCGAGCAGCAGGUGCCCGGACGCCCCGGCUCGCGGUGCCCUCGCCCUCCGGCGGCCUCCCCAAGCCUCCCCGCAGGGCUUUCCUGCGAGGCAGCAGGGCUGUGGGUGCCCCCGCCGGCUGUCCUGUCCCCCCAUGCCCCGGCGCAAACGGCUCCACCGUGUCCCGCCGCACUCGGGAAAGGCUCCGCCGCUGAUCCCGUCGCCUCCUCCGUGCCCGCAGCAGGCGCCAAGCAGGAGCGCGCGGCGCUCGCCGAGGACGGCGCGGUGCACACCAUCUACUCCCAGGUGCAGCGGGCGGAGAAGCCGAGGGGCCCCCGCGGGCCGCCCGCCGCCGCCGAGCACCCCGCUUGCACCACCAUCUACGCCGCCGCCACCGGCCUGCCGCCGGACACGGCGCCGGCUCCCGCGCCGGCGCGGCAGCAGUGUCCCGCGCGCGGCCCCCACACAGAGCCACCCGCCCGGCCGGGACCCCCUCUGCGCUCGCAGGUAAGGGCCGCCGCUGGGCCUGUUCCCACCGCUUGCUUUUCCCCUUUGCAAAAUCCCUCCAGGCGUAAGUGGCUCCUGCAGGAAACCUGCAGGUUUCCGGAGCGGCUUCCCAGGCGCGUGCGCAGCCCGGGCGGACGCUCGCCCCGGGGAAGCCCCCACGGCCGCCGUUUGCUCCCGCCGCAGAGCCCCGACCAGGGGCCGACGACGGUCUACGCCAGCGUGACGCUGCCCAAGAUCUGAGCCUGGCCGCGGCCGGUGCCGGCGACCCCGCCGGAGACGACCCCGCCGGCUCCGGGGAACCGGGCUGCAGCGCCGCGCCGAGCCCCGACGGCUGCAGGCGGCGGCCCCGCGGCCAAGGAGCGGCAAAGCGCGGGGCAGAGCCGCGGCCAGAGGAGAAGCGCCGCCGGGCCGCUGCGCUGCCCCCCCCUUCCCCCGGCGCUUCGCGGCCCCCGGCUUCGCUAGAGGGAGCCCGUGGCCCGCAGCAGCCGGCGCCGGGGGGCUUCGAAGGCGGGAGGAAGCGAGAGCCGAGCGCCGGAGCCCCGCUCCGCGGCCGGCCGCCCUCCCACGG
Molecule: messenger RNA, 1696 nt
Organism: Rhea pennata
Lineage: Eukaryota; Metazoa; Chordata; Aves; Rheiformes; Rheidae
Gene: SLAMF1
Product: signaling lymphocytic activation molecule family member 1
Exons: 5
Coding region: 7-1368 (453 amino acids)
Biological process (GO): positive regulation of type II interferon production
Cellular component (GO): external side of plasma membrane
Molecular function (GO): signaling receptor activity
Source: RefSeq, a predicted model, not a curated record